Molecule: messenger RNA, 1630 nt
Organism: Prunus avium (sweet cherry)
Lineage: Eukaryota; Viridiplantae; Streptophyta; Magnoliopsida; Rosales; Rosaceae
Product: Serinc-domain containing serine and sphingolipid biosynthesis protein
Cellular component (GO): membrane
Source: RefSeq, a predicted model, not a curated record
GACUCAGUUGGACUUGAGACAAGGUCAAAUAAAACAGUGGAAAAUUCGAAUCCGAACCUAAAAGCAAAAGUCUUUGUAGCUUUCAUUAAUCAAUCUUCGCUCUCUUGCUCGUUGCUCUCCAAUUUCCAGAAGGAUUAAUUUGCUUAUUAAAGAGUGAUCGGUGGGUGAGGCGUGAAAGAAGAAGAUGUGGGCAGCUUCGUGCCUGGCGUCGUGCUGCGCUGCUUGCGCAUGCGAUGCGUGCCGGACGGUGGUGUCGAGUAUCAGCCGCCGGUCUGCAAGGAUUGCAUACUGUGGGCUCUUUGCGCUUUCUCUGAUCGUCUCAUGGAUUCUCCGUGAGGUCGCAGCUCCCCUCUUGGAAAAGAUUCCUUGGAUUACUCAGUUUAAUCAGACACAUAACAGGGAGUGGUUUGAAACAGAUGCAGUGCUUCGUGUUAGUUUGGGAAAUUUUCUCUUCUUCACCACUUUAGCUGUUAUGAUGGUUGGCGUGAAAAGCCAGAAGGAUCCCCGUGAUAGUUUGCACCAUGGUGGAUGGAUGAUGAAAAUUAUAUCCUGGUGCCUUCUAGUGAUCUUCAUGUUUUUCAUACCAAAUGAGAUUGUUAGCUUCUAUGAGACAAUUUCAAAGUUUGGCUCAGGAUUUUUUCUCCUUGUACAAGUUGUACUUUUGUUGGAUUUUGUUCAUGGGUGGAAUGACAAAUGGGUUGGAUAUGAUGAGCAGUUCUGGUACAUUGCUCUUUUUGUUGUUUCUCUUGUUUGUUAUCUGGCAACAUUUGUCUUCUCUGGACUUCUUUUCCAUUGGUUUACACCAUCUGGACAUGACUGUGGGCUCAACACCUUCUUUAUUGUCAUGACUCUGAUCUGUGUGUUCCUUUUUCUCAUAGUCGCUCUGCAUCCUGCUGUAAAUGGCAGCAUUUUGCCAGCGUCAGUUAUAUCUAUGUAUUGCACAUACCUUUGCUACAGUGCACUUGCCAGUGAACCGAGGGAAUAUGAGUGCAAUGGUCUUCACAAACAUUCCAAAGCUGUUUCCACUGGGACCCUUACCCUUGGUUUGCUAACCACUGUUCUUUCUGUGGUUUAUUCUGCUGUUCGUGCUGGAUCUUCUACGACUCUCCUCUCCCCACCAAGUUCUCCUCGUGCAGGUGCUGGAAAGCCUCUGCUUCCAUUGGACAAGGCAGACGAACAUGAAGAAAAAGAGAAGGCAAAGCCAGUAUCAUAUUCAUAUUCGUUUUUCCACAUCAUCUUCUCUCUUGCUAGUAUGUACUCGGCAAUGCUUCUGACAGGGUGGACAACCUCAGUUGGGGAGAGCGGGAAGUUGGUUGACGUUGGGUGGCCAUCUGUGUGGGUGAGGAUUGUGACUAGUUGGGCAACUGCAGGUCUGUUCAUCUGGUCUCUUUUGGCUCCUAUUCUGUUCCCCGAAAGGGAAUUCUGAACCCUGCCACCACCAAAAUAGAGAUAAAGGGUUUGCUCAUCAGUGUCUCAAGUAUAUUUAUUGUGUGUAUGCAUCUUCUAUUGUACUUAAAAUACUAUCCGCUUUGUAAAUAGAAUGGUAUGUGUUGACUUUUGGAAUAACCAAUUGUGCUUGGUAAACUACAUGUUAAUGAGCAAAACAGUAUUAUCAGUGAUAUCCCCAAAA